Messenger RNA from Gossypium raimondii (Peruvian cotton), 4320 nucleotides. Its product is annotated as inositol-pentakisphosphate 2-kinase. Gene Ontology annotation, molecular function: ATP binding; inositol-1,3,4,5,6-pentakisphosphate 2-kinase activity. Gene Ontology annotation, biological process: inositol phosphate biosynthetic process. NCBI's taxonomy places the organism in Eukaryota, Viridiplantae, Streptophyta, Magnoliopsida, Malvales, Malvaceae. The transcript is spliced from 9 exons. Gene Ontology annotation, cellular component: nucleus. The record is from RefSeq and is a predicted model, not a curated record. The coding region runs from base 310 to 1641 and encodes 443 amino acids.
GCUGUGCAGCCAAAAAGAAUUUUCAAUUUCAAUUUCAAUUUUGUUUUACAGUCAACUAAAAGCUGAGCUAAUACUGAUUACAGUCCCGCCAUUUUCCAUUAAAAGAAAAUUAAAAUUAAAAACUAAAGCCGUCCUGUCAAUUUUUUUUCUCUAAUUAGUAAUUUUCAAGACGAAGAUGAUGAUGAUGAUGAUGAUAAGCUACAACGCUUUGUUUUCACUUAUUAACUCAUUCUCGAUUUUAUCGAUUUUUUACAGCUUUUAAUUUACUCUACAUUGUAGAAAUUUCCCGAUCAGCCGUCGUAGAUUAAAAUGGAGAUGGUGAUUUUAGACAAAGAGGAUGCGGUUGAUUGGGUUUAUAGAGGUGAAGGAGCUGCUAAUCUUGUUCUCGCUUACACUGGAUCAUCUCCCUCAUUUAUUGGGAAAGUGAUGAGAAUACAAAAGUCACAACGGAAGGGGAAAAGUAGAGUGAACGAAAAUGAAGUUCUAACAGCGCAUGAACGGCUUCUUUGGCGAGAAUAUAAGGAGCUAAUGGUGUGGCCAAACAGAGAGAUUGUACAGCAACUUUAUGUCAAGCAUGUAAUGAGCCCAUUGUUAGGACCACAACAUGUCGAUGCCGGGAUGCGUGUUCGUGUAACUAAGGAAUUCCUCUUGUCAGUUGAGAAGAAUGUGACUUGUCGUCGGCCUGCUUGUCGAAUUGAUUCAUCACAGGUUGAUGUGAAUCGUGAUUCUGUUCUGAUCAUAUCAGACCAUUCAGUCUUUAUGAAUGGUCCUGUUAAAGGUGGACCAUGUAUAACAGUUGAGAUAAAGCCCAAAUGUGGAUUUCUCCCAAUUUCAAGAUUCAUAGCUGAAGAAAAUGCUGUUAAAAGAACUCUAAGUCGAUUUAAAAUGCACCAAGAACUGAAGUUGCAUAAUCAAGAGAUAUCAGAAUAUAGUGAAUAUAAUCCACUGGAUUUGUUCUCUGGAUCCCUAGACAGGAUAUGUAAAGCUAUUGAAGCUCUAUAUGCCACCCCUCAGAAUAAUUUCCGUGUAUUUCUGAAUGGCUCUAUCGUAUUCGGGGGCUUGGGUGGUGGUGCAGGCAGUACUACUGUUCUGGUCGGUGAGGCCUUUGAAGAUUCACUCAAGGAUGUCAUUAAGGCAGAUGAUGGCAUGUGCAAAACUAGCUUUAUACAGCUUGUUGCUGAGACAGUUUACAGUUCGGGAGUAUUAGAUCAACUUCUUGAAGUUCAGAAGCUCGAUGCUUAUGACAUUGAAGGGGCAAUUCAUGCAUAUUAUAACAUAAUUUCUCAACCUUGUAUGGUUUGUAGAGAACUGAGUAAAGACAAAUUAUCAAACCGUCAUACUUCUUUGCACUCCAUUCCUUUGGAAGAAAGCUUGAAGAUUGUGAAGGAUUAUUUGAUAUCUGCUACUGUAAAGGACUGUAGUUUGAUGAUUAGUUUUAGACCAAUGGUUGAUGGAGAUGUGCUAUCUGAAUCUUCUCACAGUACUGUAUAUCUAGGAUCAACUAAGCAAGUUUUUGAGUACAAGGUGUAUUUCAUUGAUCUGGAUUUGAAACCUUUGAAGAAAAUGGAGGACUAUUACAAGUUAGAUAAGAAGAUUGUCAACUGUUAUUGUCAGAUGGCAAAAACUGAGCAUAAAAGGUGAUAAAGCUGCUAGAAGGGACACAUAUGAAGAAGUAUUGACAUAAAAGAUGUGCUUUAAAAGACAUUUUCUUUUCCUGAAGAUUUGUACUGGAGUGUGGGUUCAUUCCAUGACCAGCGGGAGCUUCACAAGAGAGAAAAAGAGAAAAUGAUAAGACUGCAAGGGUUUGGGCUAACAGGGAAAAUGAUGUAUCAACUAUCAACCACUUACUGCCAUUAUAUCAUGAGCCCGCGCAGCCAAUUAAUUCAUACAGCUGGAUAUUGAAAUUACUGUUUUUAGUGGAAGCUUUGAUGGUAUUUUAUGGUGGUGAAAAUUGAAGUUAUUAGCAGACUUUCUUAAAUGCACUCUUCCUUUGAAGCUUAUCAAAGCAGAAUUUUUUUUGUGAAAGUCUAAUUGUGAAUGUUCUUUUUCCUUCUUAAACCUGAUCAAUUAAUGUAAUGCUUGCAUGUGAAAUAAUUAGCAUAAUAAACUUCUUAUAGAAAACAGCUUGAGUUAUGAUUGGAACAGACACUAAAAGCAUGCCUAACAGGUGUCUGAUUUUUGGUUUACAUUAAUGUGCAUUUUCAUUUUUCAUCAUGUUUCUUUUCUGUAGAAGCUCUGCUGUCCUUUUGUUUUUGACUGAUAUCUUCUGUGCGUGGUUAGCAUGGUCCAUGGUCUCCUCGGCCAUAAGCCUGUAACUUAAAAUGCAUUUGAUUUGAAGAUAUGACCUCUUCAUGAAAAGCUUUACCAUGUUUUGGGAUAUGUGUGAAAUCAACAUGGUAGAUUGUUUAACUCUUGAUUUGAUGUUUAUGCUUACUGAAAUUAUUCACCUCUGGGUAGUCUGUAUUGGAAUUUUGUAGACCUUUUGUCCAGACAGAAAUGGAGAUGCCAGGUCUAGAAAGCUUGGACGGUUGAGCGAGGUCCAUUGUCGUCCUAGAGUUCUAUGUCUGCAAUUUCACACAUAUUUCUGGCUUGCCAGGUAUUUCUUCAAUGCUUCAAUGUUAUUUUUAUUUGUUAUAGUUCGGUUGAUUCCACACUUAUGAGAAAGAUAUUUCAAUUCUUGGGAGAUCAUUUCUUAGCUUUAUCUGCUCUUAUUGAUUCGAGUAAAUUCGUAUACUACCUAACUUGGCAUUGUGGGUAACAACCACAUGUUUUUUAUUUCUGCUAAUGUUUGAGUAGGAUAAACUGGGUAAAAGUAUCAUGGAGGCUCUUGUACCAGGAGUCAGAUUGUAUUUUGCCUCCUUUACUCAAAAAAUGAGCAAAUUAGUCAUUGUACAUUAGAUCAAAGAGUAAACCGGUCCUUUUUGUUAAAAAUUUCAUCCAUUUCUACUGCUAAAAAUUGGCAUGGUUGAUAAAAUAAUGAAACAGUUAUUUUGAUGUACAGGAUCUUAUUUUUAACAAUAAAAAUGGAUGGAUUUUUUAACAGAAGGACCAUUGUGCUCUGUAAUCUAAUGUAUAGGGACUAAUUUGCCCAUUUUUCAAGUAAAGGUGGCAAAAUGCAAUUUGACUCCUAGUACAAGGGCCUCCAUGAUGCAUUUUCUGGAUAAAUUACUCCUAAUUCAGGGACCUAGAUUCAUUAGCUUAGAAACAUAAAACUUUUGCAUUAGUUGCCAAAUGUCCAUCUCUACCAAAGCCUAUUAUACUCGAGAAUCAGCUUUGUUUUGCGAUUGUUGUGAAGUCUUGCUUGUAUGUAAAUGUAUAUUUUAAAGUUGAAGGUUGAGUGAAAAGGACCUAAAUGAAUGGUUUAAGUCUUAAGUUUUGUCCAUUCAACUCCGAACCACCACCGAGUUUAUAUACUAACUCAUUCUAACAUAGUCUCCUUAAGAGGAGGAAUAAACGUGGAUAACCAUAGAGAACCUUGUUAAGUUGUACUUAACAGCCCGAGUAAUGCCAAUGAGGCCUUGGCUUGUUGGUUAAGGCGGAGACGAGUCCUUGAGUACCUAGGUUCAAGUCCCAUCAAGCACAAUUGUGAUGUGUGGGUCUUCGUCCCACCAUGUGCAUAUGCCAUGAGUGAGUUUGUCUACGAGUUUGAUUCUACAUUAAUAGUUCGUCGGACAUUAUAUCUAUACAACUUGUAUUGUACUUGUAAAUGUGAAAAAAACGGAGACCCUGACUCCUUGAGUACCUAGGUUUGAGUUCCAUCAUGCACAAUUGCGAUGUGUGGAUCUUCGUCCCACCAUAUGUGUAUGCCAUGUGAGGGUUUAGUCCAGUUUUUUGUCUGUUAUACUUUGUAUUGAUUUGAUUCUAUAUUAUAGUUGGUCGGAUAUAUAUUUAUACAACUUGUAUUGUACUUGUGAAAUCUAAUGUAUUUGUAACAGUGAGAAAACAAAAAAACUUGAGUAAUAGAGCUACUACAUCCAAACUUCAGACAGCAUGCAUGAUUCGUAAGGACGAGCAGAAUCAAUCAUGGACCGGCAAGAUGUUACGAUUUUGAACUCGGAAAAGACAUGCUAGAGAUGUUUUGGUAUGUUAUGGAGGAUGAUGAUCUUUAUAAAUCUCACAUAUUCCAGAUGUAUUACUUCUUGUACGUUUAAAAGAAGCUCCAUUUCUUUUUAGUAGCUGAUAAGCAUAUAUGGCUUGUUCUUAGUAUUAUCUUAAACUGCCAAUGUUUUUGACAAAUUUGAGUACGUUUUAAGGUUACUUCUUUUAUGGAAGGAAAAUGAAUGUCAGUUGAUAUGAAUGAUCUUUCUUUGGAAUAACAAA